This is a messenger RNA of Lampris incognitus (smalleye Pacific opah), 2346 nucleotides long. It is a transcript of the gene map3k8, whose product is annotated as mitogen-activated protein kinase kinase kinase 8. Gene Ontology annotation, biological process: protein phosphorylation. Gene Ontology annotation, molecular function: protein kinase activity; ATP binding. The coding region runs from base 82 to 1560 and encodes 492 amino acids. The transcript is spliced from 7 exons. The record is from RefSeq and is a predicted model, not a curated record. NCBI's taxonomy places the organism in Eukaryota, Metazoa, Chordata, Actinopteri, Lampriformes, Lampridae.
UGUUCACUGUGACAUGCAGGGUUGUUUGAGUCAUGACAGAUUUACCGUGUCUCUCUUGCUCCAAAAAGAACCAGACCGAAAAUGAAUUCGCCAACCACUGUCUCACUGCAGGGCUGGGAGGACAAGUCAAGCGACAAGAUGGAGUACAAAUACGACACUGGACUAGAACUUCUACUGGCUCACAUGAACAUAGAGGACAUCCUUAACGCCGUGGAGACCCUCUAUCACAUCGAGGACGGAGAGGAAAGGGAGGAAGAGGGAGGCUUGUCAUUUGAAGAAGGUUUCUCCCAGGAGGAGAUGGAAGAGAUGGAAGAGGCAGGGGACUUGGAGAAGUUAGAAGGCUUGGGGAGUCAGGAGAACGGUCCCGGUGGUGAAGAUGGUGGUGUGAGGUAUGGGACCGUGUCGGACCUCCUGUCUUUUGUCAACCGCAUCUCUGAUAUGCAGCGAAUUGCGCUGCAGCACCUGCCUGAGGAGAUGGGAGUCCUGCUGAAUAAGAAAGAUAUGGCUAUCAAGAAUGGGCGCUACCAGGUCGAUAUUGAAGUGGUCCUUUUUCCAUGGAAGUUGACCUACAAGAAUCCUGGCUCCAGUCUUGUGCCAAAGGGUGCCUUUGGGAAAGUCCACCUGGCUCAGGACACUAAAACCAGGAAGAGAAUGGCAUGCAAACUGAUCCCUAUGGAGAACUUCAAAGCCGCCGAUGUAGAGAUCCAGGCCCGCUUCCGCCACGAGAACAUUGCCGAACUCUAUGGCGCUUUAAUGUGGGACCAACACGUCCACCUGUUCAUGGAAGCAGGUGAAGGUGGCUCAGUUCUGGAGAAGCUGGACAGCUGUGGGCCAAUGAGGGAGUUUGAGGUCAUCUGGGUGACCAAGCAGGUUCUCCGAGGCCUGGAGUUCCUGCACUCUCACAACAUCAUUCACCAUGACAUCAAACCCAGUAACAUUGUCCUGAUGUCAGACAAGGCAGUGCUGGUUGACUUUGGCCUGACAGUACAGAUGACAGAGGAGCAAUACAUGCCAAGGGACCUACGGGGAACAGAGAUGUAUAUGAGUCCCGAGGUGGUCUUGUGUCGGGGGCAUAACACCAAGACCGACAUCUACAGUCUGGGUACCACCAUCAUCCACAUGCAGACGGGUAGCCCCCCCUGGGUCAAGAGAUACCCACGCACUGCCUACCCAUCCUACCUCUAUAUCAUCCACAAGCAGGCACCUCCUCUAGAGGACAUAGCGGAGGACUGCAGCCCAGUCAUGCGCUCCUUCCUGGGGCGGGCCCUGGAAAGGAACCCUGCUCUGCGCAGCUCAGCCACUGAGUUGCUGAGGGAUGAGGCCAUCAACCCUCCCAGGGAGGAGCAGCCACGCUGCUGGAGCCUGGACUCGGCUCUGGGGGAGCCCAACCACCCAAUGCUACGCCAGCACAGCCAGCAGCCAGACACCACACAGGAAUCUUCCCUGUUUUCAGAGGACUCCGGUCACAUGAGGAGAAAGGGCUCCCUGUACAUUGACCUGGGCGCCAUGGCGGGCUACUUUAAUCUCGUGCGAGGACCCCCUGACACAGAAUAUGGCUAACAGCUGAGCACGGCUAACGUCUGACACGGAUAAAGUAUAAAUGAAGCCAUGCUUUAAUUCAGUAUGAGCCGCCUGUGUUAACAUGGCUGACUCAUUACUGUCAGAGGACUGACUGAAUCACCCGGCAUGAUGAUAGUCACUUGGUGACCAGCUGUGAGCAUCUGGAAAACAUUCGCAUACUGAAGGGAUGGAGAAAGGCUCUCGUUGUUUUUGCAAUGGACGGAGGAGUGACUUCUUAAAAGUCAAAGACAGAGUUAUAACAACACUGCGGGACAGUAGUUGAAACAGAUGUGGCGUUCAGCAUCUUUGUGUUACAUUUCCUUUGUAUUUUUAGCUGGUUACUUACUAUAAUGAUGUUUUGUGAAUAAUUUAUUGCAAUGACAAUAAACCAAUAUGUCGCUACAUGUUGUACAAGUUUGCUUGUCAAGGAAAUGUGGAUUUUAGGCAUUAUGAUUCAGACACAUUUGUCCUUUCUAUCAUUAAAACUGUAAAACUUAUGUGAGAAUAUGUGUGCACUGUGCAAAUUGUAUGAUUUCAUAUGUAGUUCUUCAUGAACUAUAUUGAGUACAUUCCUGAGGAAUUUUAAUAAUAUUAUCAUCGUAAUUGCUGUGCAAAUUACAGUUUUUAUAGGCUGCAUAUAAUAAAUGUACAUCCUGUGAAUGUAAAGCAUUAUGGCUUGUGCAAAAAAUUUUAUUUCUGGCAUCCUUAUUUGUGUAAGUACUGAAAGUGGCUGAUGUAUGAAUGUUGCAUUGAUGUACCAUUAUGUCAUGCUGUCAAUAAAAUGGA